GCGAAGGCGCUGUCAGCCUGCUGGCGAGUUCGGUGUCAGGAGCUGCUGGGCGCAACUGCAGAAGAAGAGCGCUGCCAUGGGGCGAGUACAAGGAGGGAUGCGCUGUGUCAAGUUCCUGCUCUUUAUUUUCAACUUCAUCUUCUGGUUGGCAGGCACUGCAGUUGUUGCAUUCGGGUUAUGGCUGCGGUUUGGAGAGGUAACAAGAGAUUUAACGAUUGAAGGAAAGUCCCCAGAAUAUUUUUAUAUGGGACUAUAUGUGCUUGUGGGAGCUGGUAUCCUUAUGAUGACAGUAGGAUUUUUUGGGUGUUGUGGAGCCGCCCGUGAAUCUCAGUGCCUGCUUGGAGCAUUCUUUACUUGCUUGCUGGUGAUUUUUGCCGCUGAAGUUACUGCUGGAGUUUUCGCUUUUAUUGGCAAAAAAGCGGCUGUUGAAGAGGUACAGAAUAUCUAUAAUGAAGCUUAUGAAGAAUAUUUGAAAGAUGCAGAAAAAGGCAACAAAACCCUCAUCCAGUUCCAUGAGGCACUUCAAUGUUGUGGGAAAGAAAGUGAUAUUCAAGUGAAGGCUACCUGCCCAAAAGACAUUCAGGAACACAAAAAUUGCUUGGAUGAAAUCCAGAUUCUCAUUGAUUCAAAGCUUCAUUUAGUUGGCAUUGUUGGAAUUGCAAUUGCUGGAAUCACAAUCUUUGGCAUGGUCUUCAGUAUGGUCCUUUGCUGUGCGAUCCGUAAUACAAGAGACAUGCUCUAGGACUCUCACAGCAUAACAUUUUCACACUAGGGAGUGGAGGGCUUCUGGACAGAACUCUGCAAGAAGCACUUGCCCUGCUCAGUUUAACAGCUGUAAUCCAUUUUAAUUAGUGGUGUUAACCAAUUGACAGAGGAAAGGGGAAGUUUGGCGAGCUUGAGAGUAUGCAUCAUUUGCAUUUCAAAUUUUAAGUCAAAAUCUGAGCAAAUAGGAUUGGUGCAACAAAGCCUUCUGAAAAAGGCAACGGCAGCAUCUUAAAUUAAAUUUGUUUUAAAUAUGAAAUUUGCACAUGUGUGUGGGUGAACAGUGCCUAAUUUCCAUAUUCAAGUACUUGUGUGUUGGCACACAGAUGCAUGUUGUGCAGCUGCACAGAUAUCUGUAUAUAUGGUGCUCCAUAUGAUUGUAUGUAUGUUUUGUGGGUGUCUGUAUUUGCAUGCAUAUUGCUGCAGUAUAUAUACACUUGGGUGCAUAUCCAGGCUAAUGCCCUUUCUGAGUAGACUCCUAUUUGCUGAUAAGCUGUAGAGGAAGAAAUACCUUUGAAGACAAAAGAUUCCAUCCAAUCUUCAGCCAGUUUCUGCAAUGCUCUAAAGGAAGAGAUUUAACAGUUCAAAUUGAGAAAAUAUGUGAUAAGUGGAAGUCUGUCCCUAGGUAAGUUUCCUCCUUUAAGGAUCUCAUGUAUGCCCUGUGCACACUUGUUUACAGACUAGGACCCUUAUUUUGCUGGAAGCCUCAUUACGAAUCGCUGUCCUAUAAAAAAGAUGGUAGUGACGGAAAACAAUUCAGGCAGGAGACACAUAAUGGUGUUUAUUGGAAAGGAGAUUUUACAGGUGGCACGCAACUAUUUUUUUCUGAACAGGAUCUGAUUUUUCAGAUCAAUAUAUUCCUGGGGAAGAGCUUGUGAUGAAUUUCUCUUGGUGCUCCGAGUUUUCUGUUGUUGUUGUUCUCCUCUGCUAAGCAUAUGUGCACCUAUUUUCUUUGUUGUUUUGAUCACUGCAAAAAGGAAGGCCUUUUCUGUGUAAUCAAGGGGGGAAAUGUAUUUUUAGCUGCUGUAAUAUUUCAACAAGCCCCUGCUAAGCACCAGUAACAAGGUAUCCUGUUGCAUCUUUAAUGAAUGAGGGUUGUAGCCUUGCUUAAUUCUAGCUAAAUCAUAACCUCCGCUUUAAAAUUUUUAAACUGAUAAAAUUCAGUGCAGAAAUAAAUAUUCCCAAUGGGCUUCAGACGUAGUGAUUGGGGCAAAAGGGAGCUGGGUCAUUUGUCACUAUAGAUUACACAAGCAGUGUGACAUUUGCGCAAUCAGAUUCCAUGCAGAAGUCAUAAUACAGCCUUCUGAGAAGUUAUGUUUGUACUGUACACAACAAAUCAAUAAAACCUGCACAUUUUCAUUGCAGUCCUAGGCAGAAUGACACCAUCUAAGACCACUGAUGUCAAAGGCCCUAGAAGUGGAAAGUGUUUGCUGGGACUGCACUGUUAUUGUGCUACAACAAGUUGUCUGGAAUGGAGCAGAGAUACAGAUAGGGAGAGCGGACAGGCAGUGAAGAGGCAAUACUGGUUGUUGUUUUUAAAAAGAAAGUAUGCUGAAGCCUUCCUUAUUUGUGUUAUAUUAAGACGUAUCAGCCAAACAAACAUUCAUAGUCCUAUUUAUAUUUUAAAUAAAUGCCUUAUUUCUGUUCUGGGAAAAGUCACCACAGAAACUGUACUUGAAUAGUGACUGCACAUUCUAGAGAAGUAUGCACAGGGGGCAUGUUAGUAGAAGUCAUUGCAGUAUCCUCUAACCUAAAUGCUGUGAUCUUUGAGAAGAUUCUGUCCAAAGGCUUUUGGCUAACAGAGAACGAGUCGGGAUUUGGGAGGGAGAGAAGUCACAUUUUAAUAUUCUCCAUUUCUUCUUCAGAAUCAGAGCAAGGAUUACUUCAGGGCAUUUUAACUAGGCCAUACAAUUACCAGAAAUGCUAUUAUUACCAGAAAUUCAUUGUGAUUAAAAACUGUAAAAGUUAUAUUGUUAUCUUAUACCUCAGGAAUGAGUAUGCUUUUUAUUUUUAUUUAUUUAUUUCUAGUUCCUUGAAAGAAAAAAUAAACCAAUGGAAGUAAUCCAGCUAGCCAGUGGGAAACAGUGGUGCAAUCUCAGUCCAUUAACAAUCAAUGGGAUCAUGCCAUUGACCUCAAUGGAGAUACAUCCUCAGCAUUUUUGUAUGUCUGACCCAUUUCUGGCAAGCUGUGGUUUUAGGAUUUAGAACUCAGGUAAUAACCUCUGUUCUUCUGUCUUUUUUCUGAUUAUGUUAAUAUGUUUUGUUGUGAAAAGGAAAAGGCUAUCAAAAAGAACAUGUCAGCAAGAGCCAUUGCUAAUUUUAGCUGAUUUUGCACGCUAAAAAUGCCCCGUUGUUGGCAUGGGGAAAGCCCUGGUGCAAUUGGGGAGUUUUGCAGCUCCCAGCACUGCAGCUUGUCUGCCACACUGCUGCCCCGGAGUUGCUCCGCAACAGUGGCUUUGCUCCAGGACUUUCCAGAACUGCAAAGGUUGAGGACCUUUUUAAAUGCCCCUCUGUUGCUCCAGUGGCUUCUGCUGCCAUGAAAACUCCUCGGCAGCAGAACGAGACCAUUUUUCCUGCCUUGCUGCUCUGACC
Sphaerodactylus townsendi is the source of this 3354-nucleotide messenger RNA. It is a transcript of the gene TSPAN2, whose product is annotated as tetraspanin 2. The record is from RefSeq and is a predicted model, not a curated record. The transcript is spliced from 8 exons. Gene Ontology annotation, cellular component: membrane. Bases 77 to 742 code for a protein of 221 amino acids. Lineage: Eukaryota; Metazoa; Chordata; Lepidosauria; Squamata; Sphaerodactylidae.